GUAGCUGUAUCCAGUGGGGAGGUCGGCUCGACCCGGGGAGGCCAGAAUGAAGUUCGCCCAACCCUGGGGACGCCAGAGGCUGUCUUUUCUCCUGGAGAAGGCCGCCUCUAGGGAAGCCCAGACGUGGAAAAGCUACGUGGCCAAGAAGCCCACCUCCCAGGAUGCAGACGUCUCCCCGGCGCAGCGGGACGAGGCGGUGCGCUGGCUGACGGAGCUCCACGGCCGGCUGCAGCUCUACCCGGAGACCCUGGUGUUAGCCGUUAGCAUCCUGGACCGCUUCCUGGCUCCCAUCAAGGCCCGUCCAAAGUACCUGCGCUGCAUCGCCGUCGCCUGCUUCUUCCUGGCUGCCAAGACCUGCGAGGAGGACGAGUGUGUUCCCUCUCUGAAGGAGCUGGUUGCCUGCAGUAACUGCGGCUGCUCUCCGUCAGAGAUCCUGAGGAUGGAGAGACUCAUCCUGGACAAACUGGACUGGGACCUGCACACCGCCACCGCGCUGGACUUCCUGCACAUCUUCCACGCGAUGGCGACGUCGUCUCGCUCCGGCUUCCUGGACUCCGUCGGGUUGAACCGCUCCCAGCACCUCGGCCUCCUCACCCGCCGCCUCUACGCCUGCCUGGCUGACCACGCCCUCAUGCAGCUGAGGGGAUCCAUGCUGGCCCUGGCCCUCAUCAGCCUGGAGCUGGAGACCUGCUGUCCUGAUUGGCUGCCGCUCACCAUCAACCUGCUGAGGAAGGCUCAGGCGGACAGCUCGGCGCUGAUCCGCAGCAGAGAGCUGGUGUCACGCAGCCUGUCCACCCCCAGAGCUUCCCUGCCUCCCAACACCGUUUACAUCUUCCACCCCCUGCAGCUCGCCGCCCCGACCCGCCGCCCGCCGGGGACCAUGGAGACGUCCAGGGACCAACCCGACCCGACGGCGGCGGCGGCGGCGGCCGGAGAGGAGAGCAAAGCUCCGCCCCCUUCGCCAAAACACCUGAAGCAGCUGCAGAAAGUGACGCUGCGCUGCAAGGCCUCCACCAAGCGCAAGGUGGAGCAGAUGGACGUGGACGAUUUCUACGACGGCAUCAAGCGCCUCUACAACGAAGACGUCACCGCCGCCGUCCACGAGGGGGCGCCGCCCGCAGCGGGGGGCGGGGCUUACGGCGGCGGCUCCUCCCCCUGCCCUCCUCUGCAGCCGGUCGGCGCCUCGUAAAAAACGG
This is a messenger RNA of Poeciliopsis prolifica (blackstripe livebearer), 1196 nucleotides long. Its product is annotated as cyclin-I-like. Lineage: Eukaryota; Metazoa; Chordata; Actinopteri; Cyprinodontiformes; Poeciliidae. The coding region runs from base 47 to 1189 and encodes 380 amino acids. The record is from RefSeq and is a predicted model, not a curated record. Gene Ontology annotation, biological process: mitotic cell cycle phase transition; regulation of cyclin-dependent protein serine/threonine kinase activity. The transcript has 9 exons. Gene Ontology annotation, cellular component: cyclin-dependent protein kinase holoenzyme complex; cytoplasm; nucleus. Gene Ontology annotation, molecular function: cyclin-dependent protein serine/threonine kinase regulator activity.